AGGGCUGCCUCAUGGUAACCUGCAGAUGAAGUUUGUAUGAACAUUUACCCUUCAAUCAUGGCAGGCGAGAAUCUGUUGAAAGGCUUUAUGGUGAUCUGUGGAUCGCUAGAAAUCAUGCUUUUCGGAGGAAUCAUUUUCGGCUGGGCUUCUCUUGUAUACGUUUACAAAGAUGAAGGGUAUUUCCGUCAUUUGUGUCCGCUCAACCAGUCCAUGUUAUCAAACGGGUCAUAUUCAUCUGUCCAGGAAGCACAGUCUGGUUUAUUCGGUGUGAACAUCAGUCAGGCACUCGGAGAGAUUUCCAGCGCGUACGAUUUCAAUGCCACAUCAGAGGAUAGGCUGAUUUUACCAAAAGUGACCUGCAAAGAACAAGAUAAUCAGUUUAACUUGAUAUUCAGCAUAUCCACCGUUUUCACUGGUAUCAUGUGUUUUGUGAAUGGCCUGCUCUAUGACAGAUUCGGCACCAGACUAUGUCGUGUUAUUGCAAUUGUGUGCUUUAUUGGAGCGAUGCUGUGUCUCAUAUUUGCAUCACCAGAGCAGCCCCUGCUCCUCUACCCUGGGGCCACCCUGCUGGUGUACGGAGGCUACCUGAUCUUGGUGACAAACCUUCAGCUGGCUAACCUCAUCCCUCGCUUCAGAUCCACCAUCAUGUCCUUGUAUGCUGGCUCCUACGACUGCAGCGCCGUCAUCUUCCUCGCCUUCAAGGCUGCCCAUGAAGCAGGUAUCAAAGUGAACACAUGUUUCCUGAUUCAGGCCUGUGCGUUCAGCCUGGUCGUCAGUAUCAGCACGUUUUUCACCUUACCUAAGUACCACUUCCCAUGGCCUCUGCCCGAGAACUUCAAAGUGGACCCUCCCAUACAGCAGCUAUGUCAAACAGGUAAGCCUAACACCAAGCCAGAUGUAGAGGUCGAGGAGGCGGGAAACAAAACUUCUGACAAACCUGAAGUGGACAAAAACAAAAAGCAGAGCAGUCCUCAUCUGGAUGGUUCUCAGAAGGUGAGUCCAGGGCAACCUCUCGUCAAAACCCCAGCAGUGUCCCGGCUAAGAGAAAUUGAUAUGUCAUCUCAGAACUGUCUACUGGCUAUCAAUCAUGUGCCCCGCCUUUCCACCUCCAUGCUGUACCACUCGAACAUGAGCAUCAACCGGCGCUCACGCCUGGGAACUAGAACCAGUGUGCGGGAGAAAACAGAGAGUGUCAGGUCUCCCCCGCAUCACCUAUCCCUCCUUAACAUCCCGCAGAUUCAGAGGACGAUUUCCCAUGACCAUCGCCCUUCCGUCUCGCUUGACAGUGUGAAUUUUGGGAACAACUUGGCAGUUCCGUCACAAAGAGGGCUGAUGCCUUCUGGUCACAACUCGGCACCACAUUCCUCCCCGGCAGUUAGUCCAUUUCUCUCGCUGCAUUCCGUCGCCGGGAUUUCCAGCAUCGGGGAUGAUGCAGAGGGAGAUAACCCUGACCUGGACCAGAUGUAUGACGGGGACUUUAUCUUUGGGGAGAGAGAAACAAGCCUGCGUAAAGAGUUAUGUUCUCCAUUGUUCAUCAUGGAAGUGGCGUGGAUGUCUUUCCAGAGACUUCGCAGCUGGUUAUUUGUCGGAGUCUUCAACCCAUGGAUAACAACACUGGCUGCUGGAGAUCAAACAAAAAUCAGUUACUACACGUCAGUUUUCUCAGCCAUGCAGUUUUUCGGAAUCUUCACAGCUCCUAUGAGUGGGCGAUUGAUGGACAGGAAACCGGGGAAAAAAUACCAGUACAACAACCCUAAAUUUGAGCGUCUGCAUGCUGCCAUACCUUCCUUCGUGUUAAACUGCACAGUGGUGUUGUUGUUGUCAAUCUGUGCAGCUGUCCCAGUCCUAGAAGUCCAAUAUAUCACCUUUGCUCUUCAUGUUAUCAACAGAUCCUUUAUCUAUGGACCCAACUCAGCAUUUGUUGCUAAUGCGUUCCCAUUUGAGUACUUUGGGAUUCUUCUGGGAACAACCUUGACCUUGUCAGCCAUUUUUGGAAUGGUCCAGUACCCGUUGUUUCUGAUCAUUCAGGGGCCUCUUAAUGAUGACCCCAUGAUUAUAAAUGUUGUGCUGAUUUUGCUGAUGCUGCUCACAUAUGUUCAUCCGGCUUACAUCUGGAUCUACUUAACUCGUAAACUCAAAAAGAAGAAACUUGCUGAGUCAAGCGAAUCUUCAGAGCCUCUGAGGAAGAAGGGAAUGGAUGACAUGGAUCAGUGUGACAUGCAAGUUAAAGAAUCCACCCUGGAAACCGAAAACAUCAAGUCUGACGAAAAAGGAGAAGAAAAAUCACCAAGGGAUACAACAGGUGACUGUGAGGCAGAACUAUAUGCAGAUGAAAACAAGUGUACUCAUCUCUGAUUGGUUGUUUGUGUGUAGAACUUCAUGUACAGUGACAUGGUUCAGUGUUCCUCAAAUUUUUGAUGAAUACCUCAUUGUUAAUAUGGGUCACACCUUGCAGGUUUCUACAGAGAUACGCUGCAUAUUUUGUUUUUGUAGUGCUUUUGUGUGAAAAAAGUUCGUCAAUUUUUUUCAAUUUAAACCUGUUUAGCAAGAUAAGGCUGAAGAAUAUUUGAAGUCUUUCAAUGGACGGACAGUCUUGACAGUAAUAUUUUUAUGGUUUAACAUACAUGUAGUGAGCACAGACAUCAAUACACCACUUCAGUGGAAUCAGAACAGUUGUCCAUAACAAGAUUUACAAUAUAAGUGCUUGAUCAUUUGGCGGAUUAGGUUUUACGCAAAUUUGAUAUGCAAUGAGUUGAUGAGAAUGAAUCCAGAUGCCAUUCACGCUCCCUAUCAGUAAUGUAUUUGUGGCAAUGUGUGCAGUAAUGUAGCAGUUUGUGUCAAAUAAAGUUGAGCUAUCUGUCUAUAUUCGGUCAUAAGCCAGUAUAUUUUAUCAGUGUAAAUCAUACUAGAUUUGUUUUCAGAUACACGCAUGCCAUGUGAACAAAGGCAUAGAAGGUAUUUUGUGCUAUUUUUAUGCCUUUAAUCCAGAAUAUUUUGUGAAACAUAUAUGUAAAACAUAUUUCAGAUUUAUUUUCAAAGUGUUUUUUGAGACGUUUUUAGGGUGUUUUAGACAGGACAAAAACAGCACAGUCCAGUGAUGUCCCUUUCUCUGUAGAUCACACCAAUAUAUGCAUAAAAUUCUAGCCAAUCACAAAGGCUGUUAGUUCUCUUUCUAUCACAUUGGGUUUAAGUGUCGCCUCAGGUGAAUGGUUUAACUUAGUUUAAUGGCCUUUUGCACAAGUUUGUAGCCCUUGACCAUUUGCCAGGUACUCUGUAUGCUGUAGUUUAAAGUCAGAAGGUUUGUCAGGUACGGUACCUCCACCCUAAAUUUGAGCACAGCCCAGCAAGUAAAAUAUUCUUGAGUAUUGGAUUAAAACCCCAGUCAAAUAAAUAAUUAUACAUAAACCAAAGCUAUAGUGUGUUUAUAGAUACACCAAAGCUGUAGUCUGGCUGAUAGACCAAGAGUCUUUGAGAAACCGCACUACCAUCAAUCCUCAACAAAUUCGACCUCAGAAAUAGUGCAUCUUUAGGCAUAGAUGAAUGUUGUCUUAUCUGGACAGGUUAGUUUAUCAUUUUAGUGAAGUUUACAUGCGCUCCUACUUCAGUAUUACAUUGUAGUUUUCCAAAUUUUAUGAAAAUAUCUUAGAACUAUGGAUCUAAAGUGACAUUUUACUAGCCAUAUUAGUCGAUGAUUUAGGGAAUAUUACAUGCAGUAUGUAGAACCUUCACUUAUUACUUUGGAGGCUGUCAUUGGGCUAGACAAAAUUCUUAUCCCAAGCUUCAGCAAGAGGAAGGGAUAGUAAUUUGGAUCUGUCUGUUGGUUCCUCUUUCGGUUUCAGUGCAAUUACUGUGACAAGACAAAGUAUUGCUUAAUUCAGAUAAACUUAACUUACACCAUGCGUAAGUUUUAAUGUGAGAUAUACAUUAUCUGAAUUUGCUUCUCCGUUGAGC
Messenger RNA from Liolophura sinensis, 3951 nucleotides. RefSeq names its product equilibrative nucleobase transporter 1-like. The record is from RefSeq and is a predicted model, not a curated record. The coding region runs from base 37 to 2355 and encodes 772 amino acids. Lineage: Eukaryota; Metazoa; Mollusca; Polyplacophora; Chitonida; Chitonidae. The transcript is spliced from 8 exons. Gene Ontology annotation, molecular function: transmembrane transporter activity. Gene Ontology annotation, biological process: transmembrane transport.